UCUCUUUGCCUUACCAACACCCUUUGGUAUAGUCUCUCUCUCUUUUCUCUUACCUGACUUUGGGUUUCUCUUAAUGUUUCUGUCUUUUCCUCUCUUUCUCAUUUCUUAUUUUUAUCAAUUCUUCGUUCUAAAUGUUGACCCUUAUCCCUUUUUUUGGUUAUUUUCUUUAAUAAUCUAAACAUUUUUUUUAUAAUUUAUUCUCAUUCUCCAUAAAUUAUCACCCAGAAAAACAAAACUAUAAGUAACCAUGUCUAAUAAUAUAGUUUGUGACGGUGGUGGCACUGAAGUGGAGACAAUAAAUGAACUACAAAAUUAUUUACAGUCUUUCAACAAGGAGAUUGGUGAGACGACGGUUAGCGCCACUGAUGCUAAUAAUCAAACUACACAACCAACUUAUUAUACUAUUGAAGCUUCACAGGUAUUGACUCAAAAUGGCAGUGGAGCAACAGGAACGAGCGUUGUUGCUGCAGCACCCGGUACUUCGGCUGACGGUACCGGUUCAUUUCCUACUUUGGCUCUUGUCCCUGAUUCAGUUGGAGGCUAUGUACUCAUUGUUCAACAACCAGCGGGACAAGAGCAGGUCUCAGCAGGUUCAUUGGUUGCUAGUGCAGGGGGAACCUUAGCUUUGGCACGAACUAGUGACAGUGAAGUCAAAGCUGACCAGAUAGUUGAAGAGAGUGUACCUCAGCAAGUUAAACAAGAAAGACUGGAAAUAGAAAAACCCAAUGACAUUUCUGUUUAUGAUUUCGAUGAAGUUAAUCCACCACCUAGUUCGGGUGCUAUUGAAGAAGAAGAACCAGAAGAACUUAUGGAUAAUGAGACUGAUGACAUGUUACCAUUGGAAUCUGGUGAAAUGAAACCCAUUCUUGCUACUCCAAAACCUAAAAGAACCAAGAAAAGUCCUGCAACCACAGGAAAGAAGCACAAAAUAUCAACACCUCAAACUCCUUUAAAUCCAAACUCUCAUAUGUGUAACUACUGUAAUUAUGCCAGUAACAAACGAUACCUAUUGUCACGGCAUAUGAAAUCUCAUAGUGAAGAAAGGCCUCACAAAUGUGGUAUAUGUGAACGAGGCUUCAAAACAAUAGCAUCUCUCCAAAAUCAUGUUAAUACACACACUGGUGUACGACCUCAUGGCUGUAAAUACUGCGAUGCUGCAUUCACUACAUCUGGAGAACUCGUUCGACAUGUACGAUAUCGACACACUCAUGAGAAGCCUCAUAGAUGUCCUGAAUGCGAUUAUGCCAGUGUUGAAUUAUCUAAAUUGAAAAGACAUAUGAGAUGUCACACAGGAGAAAGGCCUUACCAAUGCCCUCACUGUACCUAUGCCAGUCCUGAUACAUAUAAAUUAAAGAGGCAUUUAAGGAUUCAUACAGGGGAGAAACCAUAUGAAUGUGACGUUUGUCAUGCCAGAUUCACCCAAAGUAAUUCGUUGAAAGCUCACAAACUUAUUCACAGUGGGAAUAAACCGGUCUUCAAGUGUGACCAAUGUCCAACUACUUGCGGUCGUAAAACUGAUUUAAGAAUCCAUGUUCAAAAGUUACAUACCAGUGACAAGCCUUUGACAUGCAAAAGAUGCGAUCAAUCUUUUGCUGACAGAUAUUCGUUUAAAAUUCAUCUAAAAAGUCAUGAAGGAGAAAAAUGCUUCAAGUGCGACUUGUGUAAUUAUGCCAGUGUAUCCGCUCGACACUUGGAAUCCCAUAUGUUGAUUCAUACUGAUCAGAAACCUUUUGAAUGUGACGAAUGUGACCAAUCUUUUAGACAAAAACAGCUUCUUAAGAGACAUAAAAACUUGUAUCAUAAUCCAGAGUAUAUUCCACCUCAACCAAAAGAGAAGACGCAUGAAUGUCCUCACUGUACUAAAGCUUUUAGACAUAAAGGUAAUUUAAUGAGGCAUCUUGUUGUUCAUGAUCCUGAUGCUUACAAAGAUGCCAAUUUCGAUUCAAGUAGUCGAAUGAAUGACAGCCAUCAAUUGAUUGACGAAGAAAGUGAUGAAAAUUCACAAAUGAUUUUGCCAAACACCGAUGAGGAAUCAUUGGAUCCACAAACUUUGCAGUUCACUUUAGACCCACAAACUCAGCAAAUGAUUUCCGGCGACCAAGUUGUAGUCUUUGAAGUUGUUCAAAUAAACAAUGAAGAAGAAUCUAACUCGCAAAGCUCAUACGCAACCUUAGACCAAAGUGGUAACUCAUCAGCUAUCAUUCUGGAUCCAUCUUCCGGAGCUGGUGGUAAAACUAGACGAGCUAUUCUUACAUCUGGAGGAAAACUCCGUGCAUCAACUGUUAGAAAUGCCUCCGUUCUCACAUCAGCAAACGGUAAUUCCUCUAAAGAAAAUAUUAUUAUCCAAUUACAAGCCGAAGACGAAGAAGCUGCUAAUGCAAUCCAACCUGACAACAUUAUCGAUGAUCCUGACUACGCUCUACCCGGCAACAAAGCUGCUAAAUUAACUUCUAAUCUUCCUGUUGCCACAACGCCUGUUGUACCUCCACCGUUGGUUAUUCCAGAAGACACGAAGCAGAUACGUGAUCAAAUUCAGAAGCAAAAAGAUUUAGCUGAAUGUUUUGGUUUUAAAGAUGAUGAUGAAGAAGAUGAGGCAAUAUUAUCAAUGCCUGCAGCUCAUGCACAAUGAGAAGACUAAUAUCUACUAUUUUUCCUUUAAAUUUAUUUGGCACUUUAAUCGUCAUAAUUUAAAAACAGCGAAACAAGAAAGAGCGAUUUGAAUCGUGAUUAAAUUUAACUUGACUAGUUUUAAACAAUUACAAAAUCUAAUCCUUUCACAUAAACACACACAACAAACACACAUACACCACACAGGAUUAAUUGAUUGGUUUUUUUUUGUCACCAGUAAUUUAAAGAUACUGGAAUCAAUGAAACAAACAAAACAUUGCUCUCUUUCAUGUGAGAGCUCACAGUUCAAGGAUAAAAAGUUAAUCCAGGAACAAGCUAAUACCACAGUUAUACAUAUACAUAUAACAUAAUAUACUUGUAUGAUUACACGUAUAUAAUGUCAUCAUCAUUUAUAAUCGUAAUCAUACAUCCAUCAAAUAUCAAACAACCAAAUAGCUCGACACUAAAGUUCAUCAUUUCAUGGAAAAACACCAAGAGAAGGAACCAUUUAUGAACUAAUAAUGGAAUAUGUUGAAACAAACUUGUUUACAUUCUUGUCUACAUUUUCAAUCCUUUAAAACUUUUCGCUCUCUCUCUCUCUCUCUCUCUCUCUCUCUUCCACUCGAAUCAAUUCUGGAAAACCCACCUCAACAAAAUAUUUAGUUGUUGUUUUGUCAAGGGCCAGUGAGACCUUAUCUAUUUUAGAAAAUAAAUUUGAUUGAUGUAA
Molecule: messenger RNA, 3334 nt
Organism: Panonychus citri (citrus red mite)
Lineage: Eukaryota; Metazoa; Arthropoda; Arachnida; Trombidiformes; Tetranychidae
Product: transcriptional repressor CTCFL-like
Exons: 11
Coding region: 248-2629 (793 amino acids)
Cellular component (GO): nucleus
Source: RefSeq, a predicted model, not a curated record